This is a messenger RNA of Sinocyclocheilus anshuiensis, 1088 nucleotides long. RefSeq names its product MOB kinase activator 3C-like. The transcript is spliced from 3 exons. The record is from RefSeq and is a predicted model, not a curated record. NCBI's taxonomy places the organism in Eukaryota, Metazoa, Chordata, Actinopteri, Cypriniformes, Cyprinidae. Bases 546 to 1007 code for a protein of 153 amino acids.
AGGAAAGUGUGAAGUUUGUAUAGUAAUGGACAGGCUGGGAUACAGUCCUCUUGUUUUGAAGUUUCCAUUCACAAUGGAGUUUGGGGGGAACUGGGCAGGGCAAAGGAUGUGGCUUGAUGUGGGACUGGACUUCACAGACUCACUGCUGCUCCUCCCACCACCAAUCAAAUCCUUCCUUUUAACUUCAUACUGCCCCUGAGCACACACAGGCACACAAAAACAGACAACGGGGCCUGGCAGACAAAAUCAGGAUAUGACAUCAUACACAGGAAGGGAAGCCAAAUAACUUUUCAGCUUGUUUUUUCACUCUAUGCCCUAUUCCUACGUGAGUUUUGCAGGGUAAAGACUGACUGAUGAGUGCCAGAAAGGAUCCUCACGAGACAGAACAGGAGAGCGAGGACAUCUUUCCAGGUUUCCCACAACAUUCCAAGUGUCUACAGCGGGACCAAAGCCAGAAAGGGCCCAGGGAAUCAUAAGAGUGAAGAAUCACAACCAUCCAGAUCCUGACUGGAUCUGACGACUCCGUCACCCUGCUCAGUUCAGCAAUGGCUCUGUGCUUGGGUCAGGUCUUCAGCAAAGACAAAACAUUCCGGCCUCGAAAGCGAUUUGAACCUGGAACCCAACGCUUUGAGCUGUACAAAAGAGCCCAGGCGUCUCUGAAAUCAGGCCUGGACCUGAGGAAAGUGGUGCAGCUGCCAGACGGGGAGAACAUUAAUGACUGGAUAGCUGUGCAUGUGGUGGAUUUCUUCAAUCGAAUUAACCUCAUCUACGGGACCGUGAGCGAGUUCUGCACUGAGAAGAGCUGUCCCAUCAUGUCUGGAGGACCACGUUAUGAAUACAGGUGGCAGGAUGGGGAUCAGUACAAGAGGCCCACCAAACUGCCUGCUCUUAUUUACAUGAACCUCCUGAUGAACUGGAUCGAGUCCCUCAUCAACAAUGAGGACAUCUUUCCUACACGAGAGUCCCUUUUCCUAAGAACUUUCAGCAGGUGUGCAAAAAGAUACUGAGCCGCUUGUUUCGGGUGUUUGUACACGUGUACAUCCAUCACUUUGACAUGAUCUGUAGUAUCGGAGCUGAGGCUCACAUCA